CGACAGAGAGGCAUUCUGCACGACGCCGAUACUUCACCAGUUAUAUCCGGAGCCAACAAUAAACCAACUUCUUUCCUCGUAAUCCUCGAAGCCAUCAAGCGACAUCAAUGUCAGAGCCGCCCUUCCAGAUUCCUGGCCUCGGCCAUGCGACACCGAACGAGCACCUCCCCGCCGAGAGUUUUGCACCCGAUCUGCUCGCCGCAGCUGCAAGUAUAUGUGGGGUUGAUGGGGUGGAAGUGGUAGAGGGUACUAGCGGGACGCAGUGGGCCCGCGAGAUGAGGAGCAAAGUGGAAGAGCACAAGGCAGCAGCAGCAGUGGGAGCAGCGGAUAGUGCACAACCCGAACAUGCGGUAGGGAUUCGUUCGGAGGAACAGGGGAAGGACGCUAUGGAAAUCGAUAGACCCGAAGAGUCAACGACACGGCCGGAGCAGCAAGCAGGGAGCAAUAUCACACCCGCGGUGGCUCAAAGCAGGACCAAUGCAGGGGAAGGGCCCCAGGUUGUUCCAAAAGAGGGUGAUGAGGAGGCAAGGACAGAAGCCGAGGAUCAUGCAUCCUCCAGCCAACACGUUGCGCACGCGUUGGAAGCCGCCCUUGAUGGCCUGCUGUCAGCCGCCACCGCGCAAACCGCCGCGCAAAGCAGCGAAGCCGCUCAAGGGCAGGUUGUCCAGCCGCAGAACGGUGAUGGUGACGGGCAACCAGAAUGGGAAGCUGACUCGUCGCCGUACGAGUCUUCGUCAUCGUCCGAUAGCUCCGACAGCUCGUCCGACGAUGACUCGGAAGAUGAAGGUGGCUACCAACCUCUCGGCAUCGAGGAAACAGCGAGGCUGCUUAUGGCCGAGGCCGACGGCGACGGCGACGGUGACGGUGGUGGAAAAGGAGGCAGGGGAGCUGGAGCAGGGCAGAUCCGCACUAAGAAUGAGGUGCCCGAAGAAGUUAUCCCGAAGCCCGACGUCGUCAUCACCCCCGAGAUGAAGAUUGAACCGCUCGGCCUGGUUGAAUUUGUUGUGGAGAGAACAGUUGUCAUCAAGUCGAGGAAUCCGGGAGAGGUCCAAGCCCUAAAUAUCGGCUCUGUGUUGUGUCUCGCAGAUCGGACGGUUAUCGGCGCAUUAGCCGAGACAUUAGGGAAUGUCCGAAGCCCGUUAUACACUGUUGGAUUCUCGACGGAAGACGAAAUCAAGGGGCUCGGAUUGUCAGUUGGUACUGAGGUGUUCUACUCGGUCGAACAUGCUCAGUAUGUGUUCACGCAGGUCUUGAAGGAGAUAAAGGGCUCGGACGCGAGCAAUCUACACGACGAGGAGGUUGCUCCAGAUGAGAUGGAGUUCUCCGACGAUGAGAAGGAGGCCGAGUACAAGAAACAGCUGAAGGCAAAGAGACGUGGCGGAAAGGCUGGCCGGGGCGGACGCGACCGUGCUGACCAGCACAGCCAACCGCACCCUUUGAGCAAUUCGACUCUGCCUCCACCACCGAACGGUGCCAAUGGGAACCUCAACUAUGACGAGGAAGAGGAUGGUCCUUACAAACCACUAGCGCGGCCCUCGAGUUAUGCUCAGGGACUUCCUUCCCUACCACCCAAGCCGGAAACCGGAUUCAGCCAACCCCGUGGCGGACACGGGCACCGCGGUUCCUUUAGAGGACGCGAGUUCCGGGGCCGAGGCCGUGGUGGCAGAGGAGACCGUCGACAUGGGCGGGGAGGUGGAGGAGCAGGCGGCCAUGCCCCCUUUGGCUAUGACGGAGCCGCAGACUCACCACGCCCAACCUCAUACGGGGUCCCUCCGAUGACCCAGCAACCGCAAAACCCACACCUACCCCCUCCUCCAUAUGGAGCAAACGUGCCUCCACCGCAAGCCGUCCCCUCAAAUCCGUGGCCUCCUGCACCGGCAUCAUAUGCGCCGCCUCCUCCCCCCAUGCCUUACUCGCACGGACAGAGUGCACCACAGCCACCGCCCCCUUCCUCCACAGCCUUCAACUUUAACUACCAAGCCUGGAAUCAGAACCCGAGCCAGGCUUACCAAUAUCCUCAUCAGCCUCACCACCACCAACCCGCAAACCCGCAGCCCCCGACAGCCGGCUACCCAGUGCCGCCGCCAGCAUGGCCAGGGGUUGGAGCGCCUGUACCAGCCCCCCCUCCGCCCAGCGGAACCUACGUUAACCCGGCUUUUUUCGGUCCAUUGCAGGGCCAGCAGCCGCAGCCGCAACCUGGGCAACACCAGCAGUACUGGGGACAGCACCAUAGCGGCUAUGGGCAGGGUCCCAAGUGAGAGGCAGAUGAAAGUCUUAUGACUGAGCAAGGGCAGCUACAGAGUAUUGGAGAAUGCAGAAGUUAUGCUUGUAACGGCGUUGGCUACAGGUUACAGGCGGAUGUGCCUUAGAUG
Molecule: messenger RNA, 2372 nt
Organism: Phialemonium atrogriseum
Lineage: Eukaryota; Fungi; Ascomycota; Sordariomycetes; Cephalothecales; Cephalothecaceae
Product: H/ACA ribonucleoprotein complex non-core subunit NAF1
Exons: 1
Coding region: 108-2258 (716 amino acids)
Biological process (GO): ribosome biogenesis; box H/ACA snoRNP assembly; pseudouridine synthesis
Cellular component (GO): sno(s)RNA-containing ribonucleoprotein complex
Molecular function (GO): RNA binding
Source: RefSeq, a predicted model, not a curated record